Molecule: messenger RNA, 2736 nt
Organism: Coregonus clupeaformis (lake whitefish)
Lineage: Eukaryota; Metazoa; Chordata; Actinopteri; Salmoniformes; Salmonidae
Product: protein phosphatase Slingshot homolog 3
Exons: 17
Coding region: 307-2358 (683 amino acids)
Biological process (GO): negative regulation of actin filament polymerization; actin cytoskeleton organization; protein dephosphorylation
Cellular component (GO): cytoplasm
Molecular function (GO): actin binding; protein tyrosine/serine/threonine phosphatase activity
Source: RefSeq, a predicted model, not a curated record
AAGGGCAUGUUUACUUUUCCUUGCCGAUAUGUUUUCUUCCUGGUUCCAUUAAAUAGUCAGCUCUUCUUUAAUUUGGGUAGCAGAGUGGAGCAACUUUUGCCAAAGCGAAGGAUUAAAAAUAGCUGUCUAUCGAAGCUGACUGCGUGUGAGGGAGAAGCGUCCAAAUACCAAAUAAGUAGGCAUUUUAUCGGAAGCAGAUUUGUGUGAUUAUAUCCUCACCCACAAAUUUGAGGAAACCCCCCUCCCCCCAGCGUCUCGCAAGGCGCUUGUGAAGAACCUGCGAGGCGAACCGAGCCGUGCAUUGCUAUGGCUCUGCUGACCCUGCAUCGGCCCCCGUCCAUCUCCACGGCUCCGGAUGAAAGCAUUCCAAGAAGAGGGAGACUUCAGAAAAGGGAGAGCUUUGCUCUGGUCAAGGGGGCCGUCCUUCUCUUGGAAGGAGAGAGGGAGGGGCCUCAUGAAGAGACAUCGCCCAAUCACUCUCCUUCACCCCUGAAGCUGGGGGGCGGAGCUUCAGACACACAGCACAGACACCUGCAUGCCAUGGUGUCACUACUAAGACCAGAGGACACUAUCAAACUGGCGGUGAGGUUGGAGUCAGUGAGUCCAAUCAGAGUGAGGUAUCUGAUCGUGGUCUCCACCCUCGGUAAUAAGCAGGAGAGCAUUCUCCUGGGCAUGGACUUCCCCGACACAGACAGUGAUCAGUGUACUAUCGGCAUGGUUGUGCCUAUAUGGAGUGCCACACAAGUGUAUCUGGAUGGAGAUGGUGGGUUCAGUGUCAUGUCAGCAGAAGAGACCAGAAUCUUCAAGCCUGUUUCCAUACAGACCAUGUGGUCAGUGCUGCAGGCGCUGCAUGGCUGCUGUGAGCGGGCGGUGAAGGGGGCAGUGAUCCCAGGCUGUGGGCUGGACUGGGCCCAACACUACUACGGCCAUGUGGAGUCUAACCGCCUCUGUCUCAACGAGUGGGGAGCCAUGACAGGCCUGGAGUCAAUCAGGAGGGACAGCGCCGGACAGAGCUCGACCGAGAGGGUGUCUGUGGAGAGGCAGAUCAAAGAGGAACUCCGAGACAUCAUGAGAACAGAGGACCUGGAGAACAUCACCUCCAAACAGGUCCGCAGUGCCCUGGAGACCAGGAUAGGCAUGGAUAUGAAGAACUACAAGGAGUACAUCGACAACGAGAUGAUGGUCACCAUGGCGCAGAUGGACAAGCCCUCCAAAAUAUUUGACUACUUGUUCCUGGGGUCUGAGUGGAAUGCUGCCAACUUUGAGGAGCUACAGAAAAACAAUGUGGGCUACAUCCUGAACAUUACGCGGGAGAUCGAUAACUUCUUCCCAGAAUCCUUCAGCUACAUGAACAUCAGGGUGUACGACGUGGAGGCUACAGACCUGCUGUCACACUGGAAAAACACGUACACCUUCAUCAACACAGCCAGGCAGAGUGGCCAGGCGGUGCUGGUGCACUGUAAGAUGGGCGUGUCUCGCUCUGGGUCCACGGUGGUGGCCUACGCCAUGAAGCAACAGCGCUGGUCCCUGGAGGUGGCUCUGUCCUACGUCAGGGACCGCAGGCCCAUCGUCCAGCCCAAUGAAGGCUUCAUGAAACAGCUCCACACCUACAGCGGCAUCCUCAACGCCAGUCAGCAGCGCCACAGCGCUCUCUGGAGGCGGAAGUCACGAGAGCAGAGAAAGAUUGAGAGAAAGCGCUCUGCUGCUUCACGCAGCAACGAGGAGGAGGAAGAGGAGGAGAGCGACGGACAAGAAGAAGAAGAGGAGGAUGAGGAUGAUGAUGAUGAUGAAGAAGAGAUGGAGAGUCCAGAUGAAGUUGAUGAGGCAGAUAAAGAGGUAUUUGAAGAGCCUGCCCCCAAGUCUGAGACUGACCCAGAAGCUCCACCCACGGAACCGGCUGCUUCACCCAUGGAACCGGAUUCCCCGCUCACGGAACCGGCCUCCCCAUCCACGGAACCGGCCGCCCCACCCACGGAAUCGGACGCCCCACCCACGGAAUCGGACGCGCCACCCACGGAACCGACUGCAGCCAAUCCCCUCAUCACUGUACACAACAGUGACAAGGCGUCCUGUCAGAGCCCCAGUCGCAGUGGCAGGAUGAACCUCUUCUCUCUCAUGCAGUCCAUCAAUGAACUGGACGAUGAGGACCUAAGGAAUGAACAGAUUGCCAACAGUCAUCGGCGGUCUCCAGGGCAACGGAGGCGGAGUCAUGGACGGAAGGGCCUCAUGCAUCAGAGGGCCCAUGUGGACGUUUCACCUGAGCCAAGCAGCCUAUCAGGACCCAGGAAAUUUGAAGGGGUGGGGCCAAGCAAACCUGAGACCAGGGAAGGAGAUACCAAGAUGAUGGAAGGGCGGUAGAGGGAGGGAGAAGGGGAGAAUGGAGAAAGAGAAGCCUAGAGUAGACACUAAUAGGAAGAGAUUAAAUGUUCUGCCUUCUUUCAAGCUAUAAACAUGAAAGAAUCACCCAAAGAUAUUUAUAUACAUCAUACUACUUAAGCCUUGUUCACACUGCAGGCCUUAAUGCUCAAAUCAGUGUUGUUUUUCCAAAUCUGUUUUGGAAUAUUGACUGUCCAGUGUCCAAGUGACCAAAUCGGAUUUGUGUGUGUUCAGACAGCAGUCAUUUGCUUACAUGGCUAAGCUAGUUGUCGUAGUAAUGAUGGGUGUGUGUGCAGUGGUGUAGGCCGAUUGGUGGUGUAGCAAGCUAAGGUGACAACAAUGCCUGCCAUGAACGUUUCC